UGAAGUGGGUUUUUCGGGUGUUGUUUUGAUUGGGGGAUUUAGAUCAUGGAGCCUGUUAUUGGAGGCAAGUUUAAGCUGGGGAGGAAGAUCGGCAGUGGAUCGUUCGGAGAGCUUUAUUUGGGGAUUAAUGUACGAACUGGAGAGGAGGUGGCUGUGAAGCUGGAAUCCGUGAAGACAAAACACCCUCAGCUUCACUAUGAGUCAAAGUUAUACAUGAUUCUUCAAGGAGGAAAGUGUGUACACCAUCUUAAAUGGUUCGGAGUUGAGGGUGAAUAUAAUGUCAUGGUUAUUGACCUUCUUGGCCAAAGCCUAGAAGAAAAGUUCAACUAUUGCAACCGGAAGUUCUCUUUGAAGACAGUUUUAAUGCUUGCAGAUCAAUUAAUAGACCGAGUGGAGUACGUGCACUCGCGGGGAUUUCUUCACCGUGACAUAAAGCCUGAUAACUUCUUGUUGGGUCUUAGGCGUAAAGCUAAUCAGGUAUAUAUCAUUGAUUAUGGCCUUGCGAAAAAGUAUAGAGAUCUUCAAACGCAUAAGCACAUACCAUACAGGGAAAAUAAGAAUCUGACAGGAACACCUCGCUAUGCAAGUGUUAACACUCACCUUGGUAUUGAGCAAAGCAGGAGAGAUGAUCUGGAGUCUCUUGGUUAUGUGCUUAUGUAUUUUCUUAGGGGAAGCCUUCCCUGGCAGGGGUUGAAAGCAGGUACCAAAAAACAGAAAUAUGACAAGAUCCGUGAAAAGAAGAUGUUUACUCCUAUUGAGGGUCUGUGUAAAUCGUAUCCGUCAGAGUUCACUACAUAUUUUCAUUACUGUCGCUCAUUACGCUUUGAAGAUAAACCAGACUAUUCAUACCUGAAGAGACUUUUCCAAGACCUUUUUAUUCGAGAAGGUUAUCGAUCUGACGACUAUGUAUUUGAUUGGACAAUGAAGUAUCCACACAUUGGCUCCAGUUCUAGUUCACGAGCAAGUGCAAAACCAGCUUUGAGUCCUGGACCAUCUGCAGAAAGAACAGAAAGGCCUUCAGCGAGAUACGAGUUUCGAGAGAGACUUUCAGGUGCAGUUGAAGCAUUUUCUAGAAGGAAUGGUUCUGGGCAGGGUUUACCUGCCGAUAACUCCAGACAUAGAUCAGUUGAAGAUGCGCCAUCAUCCAAAGAUGUGCAUCAUGAUUCAGGAAGAACCCGGAGUUCAUCUAGAAAUGGCAGCACCUCAAAGUGGCCUGUCAUAUCAAGCAGUAGGCCAAGCUCCUGUGGUAAGCCUAGCGAGAGCAGGUCAAGCCGGCUGGUCUCAAGCAGUGGUCAUGAUGAUGUACUUAGAAGGGCACCUGUGUAUGAAUCGAAAGCGUCUUAUACUCGUACUUCAGCUGCCAGAGGCGGUCGUGAUGAUGCACUUAGGAGGUUUGAGCUCCUUUCUAUUGGUACGGAGAAUAAAGUCUGA
This is a messenger RNA of Fragaria vesca subsp. vesca, 1431 nucleotides long. Its product is annotated as casein kinase I isoform delta-like. Gene Ontology annotation, cellular component: cytoplasm; nucleus. The record is from RefSeq and is a predicted model, not a curated record. Gene Ontology annotation, molecular function: protein serine/threonine kinase activity; ATP binding. NCBI's taxonomy places the organism in Eukaryota, Viridiplantae, Streptophyta, Magnoliopsida, Rosales, Rosaceae. The transcript is spliced from 14 exons. Gene Ontology annotation, biological process: signal transduction; peptidyl-serine phosphorylation; endocytosis. Bases 46 to 1431 code for a protein of 461 amino acids.